Messenger RNA from Prunus armeniaca (apricot), 258 nucleotides. The record is from the annotation of a GenBank genome assembly. NCBI's taxonomy places the organism in Eukaryota, Viridiplantae, Streptophyta, Magnoliopsida, Rosales, Rosaceae.
AUGAGAUUGAUUAGUAGAUUGAUUUAUUUGGUUUGUUACGACCUGAGACCUGAAUAUUAUGAUUUGCUCUCCCACUUGGCCAUGAAUAUCAUAUUUGCUCUCCCACUAAUCUAUUGCCUUAGACAAAUAUUGGAGAUUGUGCUUCACGACAGAGAUUUUGUGAAGCGGAUCAUUGCUCUCAGAGGUGGAGAUCGUGAUUUGGAGUUAGAGGUGGAGAUGGGAACGGCACUUGCCACGGCUAGUCUCUCGGGUAACUAA